This is a messenger RNA of Egretta garzetta (little egret), 3927 nucleotides long. It is a transcript of the gene DYM, whose product is annotated as dymeclin. Gene Ontology annotation, biological process: Golgi organization. Gene Ontology annotation, cellular component: Golgi apparatus. The transcript is spliced from 19 exons. The record is from RefSeq and is a predicted model, not a curated record. NCBI's taxonomy places the organism in Eukaryota, Metazoa, Chordata, Aves, Pelecaniformes, Ardeidae. Bases 438 to 2447 code for a protein of 669 amino acids.
GAGCUGUUUUCUCUUUUCACGUUGCUGCCUCACCAGAAGAAGCCCACGUACAGCCCCGGGGGUGUUGGACCCUGCUCAGCACUCUCACCUGGCUGAAGCAACCAUCGGCUCCUUCUCUUCCAGUCCUGUGCUGAUGUUUUCACUAGCACAGCAUCUACUGCUUAGUAUUUUGUGAUAAAUUCAGUAGAAAAGUAUUUAUAGCAAAUUAAUACUAAAUUUAAAUGGCUCUGGUGCUUCCAGUGGUUUUAUCAGAUGAAUAGGAAGAUUCCAAGGAGUUUUGAACAGGCUGAUGACUGACAGAAGAUAUUAGAAUUCCAGUACAGCUGUCCUGCAAGCAGCAGAAGUCUCACUGAGCACACUGUAUCAGAUGUUUUUGUUCUGAGGCAAAAGGUUGGAACGACAUGAAAAAUUAGAACGGGAUUUGCCAAAUAAAGAAGAUGGGAGCAAAUAGCAGCAGCAUCAGCGAGCUUCCAGAAAAUGAGUACUUAAAAAAAUUAUCAGGAGCAGAGCCCAUCUCUGAGAAUGACCCGUUUUGGAAUCAGCUGCUGUCUUUUAGCUUUACCACUCCAACAAACAGUGCUGACUUAAAGCUCUUGGAAGAAGCCACAAUCUCAGUCUGCAAGUCUUUAGUUGAGAAGAAUCCUCGAACAGGAAACCUUGGGUCGUUGAUCAAAGUCUUUCUUUCUAGAACCAAAGAGUUAAAAAUUUCAGCAGAAUGUCAGAAUCACCUCUUUAUUUGGCAGGCUCACAACGCACUGUUUAUUAUUUGCUGUCUGCUGAAAGUGUUCAUCAGUCGAAUGUCAGAAGAGGAGCUGCAACUUCAUUUUACUUACGAAGAGAAAGCACCGGGCUCAUAUGGAACAGAGUGCGAAGACCUCAUAGAAGAGUUGCUGUGUUGCCUCAUCCAGCUCAUUGUUGAAAUUCCCCUCUUGGAUAUUACAUACAGCAUUUCCUUGGAAGCUGUGACAACUCUCGUUGUCUUCCUUUCCUGCCAAUUGUUCCACAAAGAAAUUCUACGAGAGAGCAUCAUCCACAAAUACCUGAUGCAUGGUCGAUGUCUCCCGUAUACCAGCAGACUUGUGAAAACUUUACUAUAUAAUUUCAUUAGACAAGAAAGAAGCCCUCCUCCAGGGACCCAUGUCUUUCAGCAGCAAACAGAUGGAGGAGGACUACUGUACGGAAUUGCAUCCGGAGUGGCAACUGGCCUGUGGACAGUCUUCACGCUAGGUGGGGUGGGGAGCAAACCAACGCCGCAGCUGGAGCAGUGCUCCCCUCUAGCUAACCAGAGUCUGCUGCUUCUGCUGGUCUUGGCUAAUCUGACCGAUGCUCCAGAUACACCAAAUCCCUACAGGCAAGCGAUUAUGUCCUUCAAGAACACACAAGAUAGCACUGCUUUUUCAUCAUCAAAUCCACAUGCUUUCCAGAUUAAUUUUAACAGUUUGUACACAGCUUUGUGCGAGCAGCAGAAAUCUGAUCAAGCGACUCUUCUUUUAUACAUGCUUCUGCAUCAAAACAGCAACGUACGGACGUAUGUGUUGGCACGAACGGACAUAGAAAAUCUUGUUCUGCCAAUUCUUGAAAUUCUGUAUCACGUUGAAGAAAGGAAUUCACACCAUGUUUACAUGGCUCUUAUCAUUUUGCUGAUCCUUACAGAGGAUGAUGGCUUCAACCGAUCCAUUCAUGAAGUGAUACUGAAAAAUAUCACUUGGUAUGCUGAGCGUGUCUUAACAGAGAUCUCACUUGGGAGUCUCCUGAUACUAGUUGUGAUAAGAACCAUCCAGUACAACAUGACACGGACAAGGGACAAAUACCUUCAUACAAAUUGUCUGGCAGCCUUAGCAAAUAUGUCAGCACAGUUCCGCUCACUUCAUCAGUAUGCUGCACAGAGGAUCAUCAGUUUAUUUUCUUUGUUGUCUAAAAAACACAACAAAGUGCUGGAGCAAGCCACGCAGUCCUUAAGAGGUUCCCUCGGUUCAAAUGACUCUCCGCUUCCUGAUUAUGCGCAAGAUCUGAAUGUGAUUGAAGAAGUCAUCCGCAUGAUGUUGGAGAUCAUCAACUCCUGCCUGACAAAUUCUCUUCACCACAACCCAAACUUGGUGUACGCGCUGCUGUACAAGCGGGAUCUGUUUGAACAGUUUCGAACUCACCCUUCCUUCCAGGACAUAAUGCAAAAUAUAGAUCUGGUGAUCAGCUUCUUCAGCUCCCGAUUAGAGCAAGCUGGAGCUGAGCUGUCAGUGGAGCGAGUUCUGGAAAUCAUCAAGCAAGGAGCCGUGGCUUUGCCCAAAGACAGGCUCAGAAAGUUCCCCGAGCUGAAGUUCAAGUAUGUGGAGGAGGAGCAGCCUGAGGAGUUCUUCAUCCCCUACGUUUGGUCCUUGGUCUACAACUCUGCUGUGGCCCUGUACUGGAACCCGCAUGACAUCCAGCUCUUCACUAUGGACUCCGGCUGAAGGAGACGCCCCCAGCCAAGCCAACUCAACUCCGUCUUCUUACGGAAAACGAACCUCUGCACCGCGUGUUAAUACGUGACCCCUUCCAGCGUGCACCCUUGGACCCCAAAGCUUACGGAGAAUGAAGCUUGCCGCUAGCGUACAGUCCAGCAUCGAUGUUUUGGAAGCAGAUUGCCACCAACACGCUGGCAACGGACUGUGGUGUGAGGAACUGAUGGCUUGUAGGCAACCUUGUAUUUAUAGUCCUAUAGCCUAGAGCUUGUUUGAUGAAAAUGAGGCCUUACACAUGGGGUAUGAUGUUACUACCAACCACAAACCUGAUUGUUCUUUUAACUUAACAGGGUAAAUGAGGAAAGAGAUUGCGGACUUGGAUUUGGAAGCAGCGUUUGUGUUUUCCUUUCUUUCAAGCAAGGCAGCUUCAUUGGGUUGAGCUUUCUAUGGUCUGUUGGAUUCUGCCAUGGGUUUGCUUGUUACCUAAUCCCACGCUUUCACUCACAGCCCUUCAUUUUGGUGGCGCUGUCGAGGCUGCGGCUGUUAAAUUGGUGUCUACGCCGUCGUCCGAGUGAACUCAGCAAGCGGCGUAUUAAUCAGGUUAGCUCCCCAGCAGAUUCAAACACUUCAUUUAGAUGUCAAAAUAUUUGUGGGAGGGUUUUCAAUAGCAAGACUCUUUUGUUGUUGUUUGACUGGCAAAUACUCUCUAGAGGGCUAGAAACACCGGCUUUUGGAGUCAGGUCCCUUAUGGUCUUGCUUUACUGUGCUUGUGUGCAAAAGCUGUUCCUGGAAAUUGAAGGUGGGCUUGGGGGAAAAAGAAAUCUCCAAAGAAAAUAGUUAUAAGAUUGUAAAAUAGACCAAUGUCCUGUAAAACUGUGUGCGAUGGUGACAGUGUGUUGUGGGGAUCCUUGGCAAAGUUCUGUGUUGAAAAUCCCCUCUUUGCUAUUAAAGGUUUUAUGGCAGAAGUAUAAAUUUAUCUGAAUGUAGAAUACUUCCCGGUUCUGUUGGUUUGAAGUGUCCUUUCCUGAUAUACCUGUUUCUGCCGUUGGAAGAACAAAAGGAAACGGCUUAACCUGAUUUUGAAAGACCACAUCUCGGUUUUCAAAAUGAGGAUCAUUCCUUCCUCGGCCGGGGAGGCUCCUGACGGUGCCCAUAGCACACGCGUGCGAACGCUCUGAGGCUGCUCUCUGGAGGACGGUCGCCAGCGCCUCGCGUGCCAGAACAUAAAUAUCAAGGAAUUACUUCCCAAAUAUACACAGUAACCCCUUGGACUCGCUGCCUGCUCCAGCAUGUUCUGGUUACUGACCUGAAGAAUCGGGUGCGUUUGCUUUCAGGCAGUCCUUUGAGUGGCUUUAAAUAGAAUUUCUUGCACCCUUUUUUUUUUUUUUCCCCCGAAGGAUGCGCUGGGGUUGUGCUUGCCUUUUAUCUGCUUAUUUAGAGGUGAAAGUCCAUUUGAGUCCUACGCAAAUAGAAAUGCUGGCUAAAAAAA